This is a messenger RNA of Eruca vesicaria subsp. sativa (arugula), 1026 nucleotides long. NCBI's taxonomy places the organism in Eukaryota, Viridiplantae, Streptophyta, Magnoliopsida, Brassicales, Brassicaceae. The record is from the annotation of a GenBank genome assembly.
AUGGUCGCAACUCCGGCGUCAUUGCUCCCCGGUACUCUGACAAUGAAACCCAUUGUUCAAGCGCCAUGUAUAAAGGCUAGAGAAAAUAAUGGAUCAAAGAAGAAGAAGAACAAGUGUACUACAGGAGAUUUAAAUAUUCCUUCAGAGCUCUUGCAGGAGAUACUAUCCUACCUCGGACCAAAAGACAACAAAAGAGCUUCCCUUGGAUGGUUGGUGUUUAUGGCAAAUAGGAAGAAAACAGAAUUCUUUCUAAACCCGUUUACCCGGGAGUGUAUCAACUUACCCAAUAAUUCACGAUUUUUCCCAAGCGAAUGCUUAGCUUUCUCAGCUGCUCCUACAUCAAGUAGUUGUCUGGUGGUCACCUUCACCCACCAAAUAACUUCCAAAAAUCGUUUUGUGAUCGCUACUUGGCGACCAGCUGGUGAAACCGUGUGGACCUUCCAUCGUUUUCGUAACCAAUCAUCCUGUGGUAAAUGGGACAAAUUAGUCUACUCGAAUGGUGUAUUUUAUGGUUUCAGUAAUUGCGGCUUCGUCGGUGUUUUCGACCCGUGUAACGCAACCUGGAAGGUUCUUCCAGUGAAACCUUGGGACUGUCCUGCCUUUUGUCAGAUAGAUUUCAGUAUGAAAAAUGUGUUGAUGAUGGAGCAUAGUGGAAACAUUUUUGCUAUGUCUAGACAGCUCAACAACAAGUCCCCGGUAUUUAAACUAAACCUUGAACGCAUGUUAUGGGAAGAGAAGAGUGAAGUUUGUGGCUUGUCAGUAUUCGCAAGUUACCCUGAAUCUGAGAGGAACAGGACAUAUCCGUCGGCUAAUGUGCAACUUAGCCAGUACUGCUCCCUUGUUAAUGAGAAAAGCUCUCGUCCACCUACAAUUGGAGCUGUGAUACUUUCAGGCUCUUAUUUAAGCUCAGGUACGAUUGUGUCCUUGACAUCAUGUGCUUUCUUGAUCGAGCCUGUCCAGAUGUACGCAAUUAAGGCACCUUUGUGCUCCACACUAAAAAUAGUAAGAAUAGAUUAUAUUUAUUAA